UAACGGACUUUGAUAUGAGAACCGCAACAUCUUAACACAGAUGGGUUGUGAUUAUAUCGACAGCAUCGCACCAAUAUGGAAUGGAUCUAUAUCAAUAGCAGUAAUGGCGAGGUUGAUGCCAAAGCCAGAUCUACUAUACGUCGGCGUGCAGCAAAGGGGCACAAUAUCGGUCGAAAGGUCAACCGGCCAUCCUAUCUCAGGAGCCUACAACACCAGCCUAGAUCAAAGCUCCUUCCUAUCGUCAGUUCUGGCUCUUGUUCUCCUGUACAGAGUGCACAGCACAAUAUGGAUGCCGAUGGAGAGUCCCAAAGCACGCCCACACAGGUCGAACGCAUCAUCGGCGACAGCCUCUCCAUAUUGAAUCUUCCUAUCAAGAUAGCCCCUGGAGAUAGAGCACUCACGUAUGAAGCCCUAGCUUUCAUGAAAGUGCCGAAACUCCAGCCUGCCUUGUCCCAUGCUCUUUCUGUCAACGACGCAAAUUACUCUACAGACUUUCUCCGACUGAUGCUUAUGGAUCAAGCAUGCUACCAUUGCAUCAUAGCGAUCUUCGUUGAAUCCAGGUCACUGACUCGUACUCUUAACGGUAUUCACCAUAUUACGCAGUCACUCCACCUGAUCAACGAGCGCAUUUCUCGUAGUACGGGUGUCACCAAUACUACCAUCGCUGCAACUCUAGGAUUGUCAACAUAUGACGCUGUGCAAGGACGCUAUGAUCAUGGCGCCGUACACGUUCAGGGCGUUUUGCGAAUGAUAGAGAUCCGCGGUGGUGUCUUCCGAGUUGGCUCUGAAGAUCCCCAAUUGAUGUUGAAGAUACUUAGGUCUAGCUUAGCCUAUGCUUUACGGUCUGCUUCUAUCCCGAGCAUAGAUAUUGAUUGGCUAGAGAUUCAAGAAAACACGAAUGGACUGAAUCUUCAACAUACCGAGGCAUACUCCGAACUACUGCCCGCUAACGUGGGUGGAACACUGAGGGUCCUGGAUCCUGAACUCCUCUAUCUUUGGGAACGAAUGUACAUCCUGUCGGGUCUCGUCAACAAAGCCAGUUCUGGCAAUCACACAAAGCUUUCAUCGGCACAAUUCAUGACAAGCCACGUCUGGCUUGGUCAUCGGCUAUUGCAGUAUGCACCACUAAUACCUUCCGGAUACAAGCCCGCCUCUCAGAGCCUAGUACAUCUGGGUUCUGUAAUGAUCAUUAGCGCCCUGUUGAACGGAUUUGGCCGUGAGGUGCAUAAUACACAUCUAUCACAGCUUGUUCGAGACAUUUGUGUGGAAAGUCUAGAAGUCAGUGUACCCAAGGAGCUCACCUUAUGGGUUCUGUUCAUGAGCAAGAUCACUGGCUUGCAAGAUGCUGUCGAUGAUGCGUUGCUGCUCCCGAGAGCUUCAAGCUUGAUUCAUGAGUUAGAGAUAAGCACCUGGGAUGAUACGAGAACGAUUCUAAGCCAAUUUCCUUGGAUCCAACACUUCUAUGAAAUGCAAGCUUGCUCUUGGUUUAGAAGAAUCAAUAUGUAUGAAAUGGUUCGAUGAAUUCGGACCUCUCCGAAGGGACAUGGGAAACUACUCUAGCCCAAAGCACGCAUACAUCAAUACCUUAAGGCCUUCGCCACACAGCCUGGAACAAUCUUCUCAAGCUCC
Pseudovirgaria hyperparasitica is the source of this 1629-nucleotide messenger RNA. RefSeq lists its product as uncharacterized. The coding region runs from base 76 to 1521 and encodes 481 amino acids. The transcript has 4 exons. NCBI's taxonomy places the organism in Eukaryota, Fungi, Ascomycota, Dothideomycetes, Acrospermales, Acrospermaceae. The record is from RefSeq and is a predicted model, not a curated record.